This is a messenger RNA of Eriocheir sinensis (Chinese mitten crab), 2076 nucleotides long. Its product is annotated as zwei Ig domain protein zig-8-like. Gene Ontology annotation, biological process: synapse organization. The record is from RefSeq and is a predicted model, not a curated record. The transcript has 6 exons. NCBI's taxonomy places the organism in Eukaryota, Metazoa, Arthropoda, Malacostraca, Decapoda, Varunidae. Bases 624 to 1625 code for a protein of 333 amino acids. Gene Ontology annotation, cellular component: neuron projection membrane.
AGAGAGAGAGAGAGAGACGAAUUUGCAAGCGAAGAAGACGCGAAUAAGUGACGAAGACAGAUUGGAUUGGACUGUGAUAUAGAAAUUUAGGAAGGGAAAUUCAGGAGACGGAGAGGGAAAUUUUUCAAAAGGCGAGAAGGGAAAAAAAAAAAUAACAAAACGAGGGCAGGGAAAAUUUGUACGAAGGAAAGCAGCAGGAGGAGGAGAGGUAAACUUUAAGCAAAUAACAAAGAAAAUAGCUCUGCCUGACUAAUAAAUAGGAGGAGAAGGCGGAGGAGGAGGCGGAAAUAAAAGAAGAAAGAAGAAGAAGAAGAAGAAGAAAGAAGACGUUAGAGCGAAAGUUGAAAUAUGAUCUUUAGCGCUUGAGAAAACAUGUGAGAUAAGAAACAACAAGAACAAAAACCAGUAAAAAAAUAACAAAACUAAUACCAAUACUAACACUAAUAAUCCUAACAAUAACACUAAUAACCUCAAUAUAUAGAAACAGAACGAUAAGAAAGGAUAAAAUAGCGAAAUAAGAGAGAUAAAAAGAGUUCUUCCCAUAAACAUCCACUUCAUUAGAGAGUUAGCGAAGAACGUCCAAAAGUCUACGGUCAAAGUCAGCCACGUUUAACUACCCGGCUAUGUGGUCAUCGCGAGUCACCGUUGCACUGACUCUCAUUACGACAGCGGCAGCAGCGGGCGUGGUCACGGUGCCCCGCCCGCCCCCGCCCCGCCCCCCGCUGGACACGCGCCUGUCGGAGGAGUCUGGUCGGCUGGGCGGCAGCAGCAGCCGGCCCGUGGCGCCCAUCGAGCCGCUGAUGGAGCUGGGCGGCGGGGGCCUGGCGCCGCCCGGGCCCCUUCAGCCCGUGUUCGACGAGGCGGCGCCUCGCAGGGUGUCCAGCCUGACGGGCGGCACCGCUUACCUGCACUGUGUGGUGCACCACCUGGGCGGCGGCAGUGUGUCGUGGAUCAGGCGGCGGGACCUGCACAUCCUAACGGUGGGCACGUACACGUACACAACGGACCAGCGCUUCGAGGCCGUGCACGCCGCCGCCUCACGGGACUGGAUCCUCAAGCUCCGGUACGCCCAGGAACGCGACUCCGGCCUCUACGACUGCCAGGUGUCACGCCGGCCCGUUCUCACCUUCAGCGUGCGGCUCGACGUGUACGCCCCCCGCGCCAGCAUCGUGGGUGCCCCGGACAUGCACGUGGACCGCGGCUCCACCAUCAACCUCACCUGCACCGUCAGCCACACACCUGAGCCGCCCGCCUACAUCUUCUGGUAUCACAACGGACAGGUUGUGAACUACGAGUCGGAGCGCGGCGGCGUGACGGUGGUGACGGAGCGCGGCAACACGACGCGCGGCUUCCUGCUGAUCCAGGACGCGCGGCCGCGGGACUCCGGCAACUACACGUGCGCGCCCUCCAACACCGCGCCCUCCGCCCUGCGCGUGCACGUGCUGAACGGCGAAACUCCGGCAGCCAUGCAGACCAACGGAGCAGGCGGCGGAGUACUCAACCCUCACCAAAGUUCCCAGGCAUACCUCAGGACCAGCAUCCUUAUCCUGGCCCUCUUCCAUCUAUUAGUGAGGGUGGCGCUAACAGGGGACGGCCCAGGCUCUCCCAUUAGCGUUGAUACGUGAACUGACUGACUCCUUGCUCCGUCCCCUUGGCUAGGCUACGUGUGUGUGUGUGUGUGUGUGUGGACCAAUGGUGUUAGACGGUGUUAGUGUUUUUUGUGUGGGGGAGAGGGUAGAUUAGGUGACUAUUACAGGAAGACUGGGAGAAAGGAAAGCUUGUACGGAGAAAUGUUUAAAGGGAAAGAUUGUAAUGGGAUAUGCAAGGAGAAAAAGCAUAUGAAAAGAAAGAUGAGGAAGAUACAUUACGACUAACUGGAGAAGAGGAAAGAGUAGAGGGUAUAUGAAAAAAGAAUUAUGGGGAUGAUUAUGAAGAUGCAAAACGAGUGACCGAAAGAAAGUAAGAAUUAGGAAAAACGGGAAAUAUUUAAAGAGUAAACGAAUCUGAGAAAUGCGAAGAAAAAAGGUGUAUAGGAAAGAAUAAUGAAAAGGAGGGAGAUAAUGAGAGAUGCGAAGA